AAGAAAGACGCGAAGGAUUUGGAAAUGAAAGUCAAGAGUUUGUGCAAAAUAGAGGACUUUGAGACCACUUUAGCCGCCGCUGACAAAGACCUCAAAGAUUUGAGACUUACUUUUUCGGGAAUGGAAAACAACGAACCCUUCAUCAGAGCUCAGAUCCAUUCAAUUGAUUGCACAGACAGUUGUCCUGUUUGUGAACACGAUCUCAAUGCUGACUGGAAGACCAAAAGUGGCACAAAAUUAAACAAAAAUGAAUUGAUUGAGAAAUUGGAAACAUUAGUGAAACAAACGCCACAUUCUGUCGAAGAGAUUAAGAAUAAAAUUAAGUCUAAAGAGAAAGAAGUGAAUGAAUUGAUUGGUUUGCGUUCUGCCGUCGACUCCAUUAAGGCAUUAAACGUUGAAAUUCCCAAAAUUGAAACCGAAUUAAAUUCAAUGAAUGAGAAGAAAGACAGUCAGAAACAGUUCAUUCAGAAGGAGAAAAUGAUAAUAAAUAAGCAAAAGAGUGAAUUGAAUUCAUUGCGCGAUGUCUUACAAGACGCCAAUGAAUACGACAAGAGUUGGGCUGAUAUUCAGGAAUUGAACAAAAAGAUAAAUUCUAUUGAUUUGAGUCAAGACUUUGAGUCCGAAAGUAUCGACGAUUUGGCCAAAGAUUUACAACAAAAGAAAGCAAAUUAUGAUGAAUUGGAGGCAAAAAUAAACGAUACACAGAAGACAAUUGCCGAACACUCAGAGAAUUACAACAAAAAGCAAACACUUCUGCAGAGUUGUGAGCGAAAGAAAUUGGAGAUCGAAAAGAGUGAACACGAGAUGACUAACCAUAAGAAGAAGUUAGAAGAACUCAAGACUGAAAUCGCGGCUUUAGACAAGAGUAUUAUGGAUUCGCAGCUAAAAUCAAUGGAAACCAAUCCAAAGAUCACUGAAAUUGAGUCUCAAAUCAAAGACAAGAACAUUGAGUUCAAAGAAUUAGAGAAACAAAUUCAACAAAAGAUCGGUUUAAUUAAAGAUAAACAGAAAGAGAUCGAAAGGAUUAACAAAGAGAUCGAUAAUCCACCCGAUCCCUGGAAUCAGAUCUCUCCAGACUCUGUCGAUCUCAUCAGUAAUUUAUUACAAGUAAAGAUACGAAAGAGAUAUACAGUAGAGAAGUCUUUAUUCCACGCAUGGCUUCAAGAUUACGAGGUUUGGUGUGAUUUAAGGGAAUUGGAGGCCAAUGCAGGCGUGCGUUGGGUUACACAUGAGUCGGACGACGAGCGCUGGAAACAGUACCGCAUCGCCCAUAACCUCCCGCCCCCUAAAGUAGAGUCAUUCGCGUUAAAUGACGUGAAUAUGGAUGAGAACAACGAAAAUAAUAGUAAUUCAAAAAUUGAUAACAACUCCGGUUAUCAAAAUCAUAAUCAUCACCACAACGGCUCCAGUCCUACCACUGGCAGCACAAGCCCUACAAAAAAUAUACGCCUUUAAAGCACAUAUAUUUCUAUUAAUAAUAAUAUUCAUCUUAUGGUUGGAAGCGAACGAUUUAAUGAAUAAUAAUCUAUUUAAUUGUUUCCAAUUAUAUAUCAAUCAAUUGACCGGAAUUUUUAACAAAAGACUUUUGACUUGUUUUUUAACAAAAAGCGGACAUUUUUUACAAGACAUUUAAUCGUGUGAUUUGUGGAACAGUUUUGGCAAAAAAUUAAAUUUUGGCCAAUUUUUUGCAGCCAAUCUAUUAUUACCCGAAAGUUCUGUGAUUUUACGGCUGUUUUUUGUAUUAAUUGUUUCUGACAUUUAGAUAAUGGCAAUAAUUAUCCAAAUUCACGGUUCCCUUCCCUAUUGAACACCCGAUCCCAACGAUUCGUUCAAUCAAACAAUUUAGUUAUUCAUUGUGUUAUAAAUUGUUUUCAUUGUUUCACUAUUACUAUUACGAUCACUAUUACAGUCAUGUGUUUUUGUGCCUCACUAUUCAAUACUGGCCUCAACUUCCAGUUAUAGUUGGACUCAAACCCAAUCUCUGUCUUAAUUGAAAACUGAUUUCCGUUGUCUUCCAACACUGAAAACACACUUUUAUUUAGAUGUCCUUCAGAUUAAUGAUUGGAUUAUUGUUUUUUUUUCAUUCCGUUUUUAUAUAUGAAUUCAUAAUUAGUACAAGAAAUUUGCACCAAUUUUCUGCUGACAAUCGCUAUUUAACAUAACUAUCUAUUGGACCGAAACAAACAUUUGGACAAUUGAUAUAUAUUUUAACGACUCAUUAAAAAAGACAAUUCUUAUUGAAACAAAUGAUUUAUUAAAAUUUUUAGUUUUCAUUGUUAUACAGUAUUAGGCCUUUUCUACUUAUAAAAUCUUAGUUUUCAUUAUGUAUUUUAAAGAAAUUUUUUAUCGCAUUAUAAUUAGAUGUUAUGGAAAAAUAAAGACAUUCCAAGGGAUGAAACCAUUGGCACAAUAACUCCAAACGAAUCAAAUAUAUUGACACAAAAAUAAAAGGAUAACAAUUAGUUUAGCGAAACAAACCAAACAAAACCCCGUUUUUACGAAUUAAAAUAAAUUGUUUAAAACAAUUGGCGAAACUGAUCGGUGCUUUUGAUAUGAGUUUAUAACUACAAAAUGACAAGUUUAUAUUAUAACCAAAAUUAUAAUAAUGAUUACAAUUCUAAUAUAGCAUUUUAUUUUAUAUUUGACUCGAGUUUUUAAUUUUUGUUAAACAAAAUCAAGUUUUAAUGUUUCAUUUGAGCGC
Molecule: messenger RNA, 2701 nt
Organism: Medioppia subpectinata
Lineage: Eukaryota; Metazoa; Arthropoda; Arachnida; Sarcoptiformes; Oppiidae
Source: the annotation of a GenBank genome assembly